AUGACUUUAAUUCAAUCCGCAAUUACGGAUAAAGCAUUAGUUAUCCAAGAACUACCAUCAACAGCUAAACAAAAAAAAGAUAGACCAGUUGAUCGGAAAGUUACCCAAUGGUUUCAAAAAAAUAAUUUAUGGCCUGAAUUACAACAAAUGUAUGAUUUUAAAACAAUUGAAGAUAUAACAACAUAUUAUAACGAUUGUAUUAAAAGUAUAUUCAAUAAAUUCUUUCGCAUCACCGAUUCAUCAUCAGAGUUAAAAUAUUAA
Messenger RNA from Didymodactylos carnosus, 261 nucleotides. The record is from the annotation of a GenBank genome assembly. Lineage: Eukaryota; Metazoa; Rotifera; Eurotatoria; Philodinida; Philodinidae.